AUGCCUCCCUACGAAGACGAUUUCCGCUCCUCGACGAGCAGCGAGGAGAGCGGUGGCGGGCGCUGGGAUGCCGAGCGGUUUGCACGCGAACGUGAAGAGCGGCUGUACGGCGGUCAUGGCCCGGCUCCUGCUGCGGUCAGGGAGCGUCCUGGUCCGUAUGAUGCGUACGGGCGCCGCCGGGAGGAUGACCGCUUCGAACGCCGUCUGGCCGAGGAAGACUACUACCGACCUCCCCCCCGCCGAGCGGAACGAUUCUUCGACGAAGACGACCUCUAUUAUGUCUCACGCGGAUCGGGUCCCUUGGUCGCGUAUGACCGCCGGCGCGAGGAGACGCCUCCCCGUCCGAGUCUGCUGAGACGUCAGUCGUCUUUGGAUACCUUUGACCGGGUUCCCGCGCGGAGGAUCGAGCGUGCUCCCCCGAUUGCGCGCCGCCCUCCCCGACGACCUUCUUCCCCCCUCCGGUACGCCGAUCACGACGACUACGAAGACAUUGGCAUUGCCGAACCGGACUACUACGGUGACGAAGAGUACCGCAACUUCGAGGAGCGUGAACGGGUCCGUCGCCCGAUGCGGCCAAGCAAUGAGGGUGUCGUCAGAGAAAGGGUGGUGGACGACAAAUUCGUUGAGAAAACCUACCCCCGGAAAGGAAAGACUCGGAUGCCCAAGCGACUGGUGAAUACACGAGCUAUCAUCGAGUUGGGAUAUCCCUUUGUCGAAGAGGACGACGCCAUCGUGAUUCAGAAGGCUCUAUCGAAAGAGCUCAUCGAUGAGGUGAUCAGUCUGAGCCGAGAGAUGAGGCGGAAGUCCGAAACUGUCGCGAUUCGGAAGCACGAAGCAUCUCCGCCUCCACCGGUUCGUGAGAGAGAGGUCAUCGAGCAAGUCGUUGUGGAUUCUCGUUCUCCGAGACGUACCCACGACCACCUAGUUGUCGAGCGGUCGCCGUCCCGGCACCGGGCUCGAUCCCGGGUUCGUGGGGAGGUCGUCAAGAAACGAGAAGUGAGCGAGGUGCGUCCCCGGUCAGUCUCGGUCCACCGUCAUCGUCGACGGUCCUCUCCGGUUCGGAUUGUUGAGCGCCGCGAUGUGGACUCCAACGCGCUCGUCCUGGCCGAACGUCCUCGCCGCACCGAGCGGGAAAUCCAGGAGGAGAUCCGGGCACUGGAAGAGGAGAAGCGAAUGCUGCAGUUGGAACGUCGUGGGGAGCACAAUGUUGGGUCGGUGGAUGUCAUCCGCGACAAGAUCAUUGACCGCGGCAAUGAGCGCGAGGAGAUCAUUGAAGUGCGCAAGGAUCGCAAAGCCAUGAUGGGAAUGUACUGCCGUUGUGGCUUUGGCGGGCCCGUGGGCGGUGACCCACCGUUGCCAACGCUGCCAACGCGCCUCACAUCUGUCCUCUCUCAACCAGUUGCACCAUUCCCAUUGGAUUUCAUCACACUUGUGUCUCGUGUUUCCGCAAAAAUGGACAAGGUGCAGGCCUUUGGGAAGAACAUCAGUGCCUCCUUCCAGCCAUUCGCCGCCCGGACUCAGCAGUAUGUCAAAGAACAGCUCGGCGCUGCCGACGAGAAGACCCAGCUCCCGGAUGACUACAUUGAGCUGGAGAAGCGGGUCGAUGCCUUGAAGCAGGUCCACCAGAAGCUUCUUUCGGUCACCUCGCAAUACUCCAAUGAAGCCUAUGACUACCCGCCCAACAUCCGCGAGUCCUUCAACGACCUCGGCCGGACCAUUAGCGAAAAGGUCCAGCUGCUGUCCCACGCGACUUCGCCUGCUGAGGCGCAGGCUGCGCUGACUGCUCCCCCGUCCGCGAAGCCGCAACCCAAGACGUUCAGUCAUGCCAUUGCGCGUGCCGCGCUGGCUGGAUCCCAGCUGAUUGCGCAGACUACCCCCGACCGAGAGGACCCUCUUGCCACCGCGCUGGAGAAAUAUGCGCUCGCGUUGGAGAAGGUUGGCGAGGCCCGGCUUGCGCAGGAUGCGCAGAUCCAGUCUCGUUUCCUGGCGGGGUGGAACACCACCCUCAACACCAACCUGACGUUUGCGACCAAGGCGCGCCGGAACGUCGAGAACGCGCGCCUGUCGCUGGACUCGAUCAAGGCGCGUAAGAAGGCGGCUGCUCGGGGUGACCUGGACAACCUCAGCGAGGAUGCUCGUGCUGAGAUCGAGCAGGCUGAGGAUGAGUUCGUCGGCCAGACUGAGGAGGCCGUCAGCGUGAUGAAGAAUGUGUUGGACACCCCGGAACCGCUGAGAAACCUUGCGGACUUGAUUGCUGCGCAGCUCGAGUACCACAAGAAGGCUUACGAGAUCCUGUCCGAGCUGGCCCCGGUCGUUGAUGGCCUCCAGGUGGAGCAAGAGGCCAACUACCGUAAGAGCCGCGAGGGCGCGUAA
This is a messenger RNA of Rasamsonia emersonii CBS 393.64, 2373 nucleotides long. Its product is annotated as BAR domain protein. Gene Ontology annotation, cellular component: cytoplasm. The transcript has 10 exons. The coding region runs from base 1 to 2373 and encodes 790 amino acids. The record is from RefSeq and is a predicted model, not a curated record. NCBI's taxonomy places the organism in Eukaryota, Fungi, Ascomycota, Eurotiomycetes, Eurotiales, Trichocomaceae. Gene Ontology annotation, molecular function: protein binding.